Diospyros lotus (date-plum) is the source of this 2008-nucleotide messenger RNA. RefSeq names its product probable CCR4-associated factor 1 homolog 11. Bases 62 to 1000 code for a protein of 312 amino acids. Gene Ontology annotation, cellular component: CCR4-NOT complex; P-body; CCR4-NOT core complex. The record is from RefSeq and is a predicted model, not a curated record. Gene Ontology annotation, molecular function: poly(A)-specific ribonuclease activity; nucleic acid binding. Lineage: Eukaryota; Viridiplantae; Streptophyta; Magnoliopsida; Ericales; Ebenaceae. The transcript is spliced from 2 exons.
GCCUCCCGCAAAACUCGCAGCCAUUUGAAUCUUCUCGCUCACGCAAAGCGUGCCCUUAUUUAUGUACACUGCACAGUUCCAAACCCUAACAGGCCCGCCUUGUCCUCCCUCUUGGAACUGGAGAUCGAGCGCCAUGUCCACGGCAGAUUCGCCGCCUCCUCCUCCUCCGCCGGCGCCCCCCAAACCCAAUCGAAAGCCUACUGAGGUGCGAUCCGUCUGGUCCGACAACCUCGAGGCGGAGUUCGGGCUUAUCAGCUUGGUCAUCGACAAGUAUCCUUUCGUUUCCAUGGACACCGAGUUUCCUGGCGUGGUCAUCCGUCCCGACGCCGGAGUGCCCUACUUGCAGCACCGCAACCCCGUCGCGCAUUACCUGAUUCUGAAGGCGAAUGUCGAUCUCUUGUGUUUGAUUCAGGUCGGUCUCACUCUGUCUGACGCGGAGGGGAACCUCCCCGAUUUCGGUACCGACAAGACCUAUAUUUGGGAAUUCAACUUCCGAGACUUCGAUUUGGCCAACGACCCCCAUGCCCCGGACUCGAUCGAGUUGCUGAAGCGGCAGGGCGUUGAUUUCGAGAAGAAUCGGGGGUUUGGGGUCGACUCUGUGAGGUUCGCCGAGUUGAUGAUGUCGUCGGGCCUAGUGUGCAACGAUUUGGUGAGUUGGGUGGCGUUUCACAGCGGGUACGAUUUCGGGUACCUGAUUAAGAUCUUGACUCGGAGGGCCUUGCCGGACGAGUUGGCCGAGUUUCUUACUCUGCUCAGGGUGUUCUUCGGGGGUAGGGUUUAUGAUGUGAAGCACCUUAUGAGGUUUUGUGAGAGUCUCUAUGGCGGGUUGGACCGCGUUGCCAAGACGCUUGAGGUGGAGCGUGCAGUUGGGAAGUGCCAUCAAGCUGGUUCUGAUAGCUUGCUCACUUGGCAUACGUUUCAGAAGAUAAGGGAGGCUUACUUCUGUAAGCAGGAUCCUGAAAACUAUGCUGGUGUGCUGUAUGGCUUGGGGGUUUUCUGAAUUUCCGUAGCAUCUAGAAUUACCUUAUGCACCAAGGAGAAUUGAUGGACAUCAAGAAGGAAAAUGCUCAGAGUAUUAUAGAAGGAGAAGGAAGAAAGGAGUCCAAUAAUUUGAGGAUUAAAAUUCAUUUACUAUCUUUAGGUUUAGAACCAUCUUAGCGGGAUUAAGGCUUGAAAUUGUUGGCACCUUGUAUUUCUAGUCAUUUUUAAUAUUUGGUUCUCUUAGAGUUCUGUCGUUUUUCUUUCCCUGUGUUUUUUCCUUCCUAGUUGUUCUCUCUCUCUCUCUCUCUCUCAUCAUAAGAGAAUUGUUGAAAUAAACUUAUAUUGUGAUUGGUUGACAAUUUAUAGAGAUUAUUUGUAACUUGCCUUUACCUUCCCCAUAAGGUUUUUUCUCCUACUUAGCUCCUUCUUGCUCGCUUUUUUGUAUUUCCCAUUCUUCUUUUUGUGCUAAGAUCAUCUCAUGUCAUUGACUCAUUGGUUUAUGAUAUGUAUUAGUAACUUGCACAUUCAGCAUGCUGUGGGAAUCAAAAUUUAGCUUGUUAGACCAUGCUAAUAGAAGACAUUUAUUAUGUUUUGCUUGCUAGAACUUGUGUGCUGUAUUUGUUAUACACGUGGAAGGGGGGUGUAGGUUUGUGUUUUAUGAUGAUGAUGUAGACUAGAUGGAAGUUAUGCAUGUGCAAUUCCUAGUAGAUAAGAGGAUGAAAAAAAAUCUUCCCGAGUUUUACAAGCAGUUUGCUUGAUGCCUGAAGUGUCGUUUAUGUUACUUCCCUGCUGUUAAGGGUGUUGAUGCAUAUUGAACUUGUAUUAGCCAUUGUGAUUUUCUAGCCAACAUCAUGAGGAACCAAACCAAGAUUCUCUUUUGUGACAACCCCACAAAUUAUACUAGCCAACAGGAUCAAUGAAAGUUGUAGCGAUGGCACCUAAUAGGUAAUUCCCUGACAUGACAAAUCCUAGAAAUGGAGAAUCAGAGGCUAAUAGUGGGUUUGAAAUGUCCAUUCCUUUACUCAAU